CUGACUCUAGUUAAUGCAGUGGUAAAAUGAGUCGUUUUGGUUCGUCGCUGUCUACUGGGAUUAUUUAUUAUUUUUUAUUGCCGUUUGGUGAUUUACAUCUGGUUCCUGAAAGACGUUACAGUAAAAAGUGUUCUUCAAUCGGCUGAUCGGUAAUUCUGAGGGGAUAGUAGCCGUCUGCAGCGUUGCCAUUCCCGGGGAAGGAAUCGGGAAAAUGCCGAAAUCCAAGAAGCGGAACAACAAGGGAGGCAGUGGAGGUAGACAGCACCGAGCAGUGCAGCCAUUCAGUGAUGAAGAUGCAUCCAUUGAAACCAUGAGCCACUGCAGCAGUUUCAGUGAUCCUACCAGCUUGGCUGAUGAUAGUACAGAAACGGAUCAAACUGUUGAAGAUCUUGAUGAAGAAGCAAGCCAAGAGGAUUAUGACUAUAAAUUGAGAGGAUUUAUUGACAGCACUCUUGAUAAAAGUGCAAAGGUCAGACUAUCUGCUCUCGAAGGAUUGAAAUCUGCUUUCUCUUCCAAACUCCUUUAUGACUUUAUCCUCGAAAGAAGGGUGACUCUAACAGACAGUAUUGAGCGCUGUCUGAAGAAAGGGAAAAGUGAAGAACAAUGUGUUGCCGCCCAAGUUGCUUCUCUUCUUUGCAUUCAGCUGGGAUCUAGCAUUGAAAGUGAAGAGGUCUUCAAAAGUCUGAGGCCCAUUUUCAAGACCAUCCUUACUGACAAAUCAGUCUGUGUACAGUCACGGAGAGCUUGUGCUACAAGUUUGGCUAUUUGUUGCUACGUUGCAGCUGAUGAUAUUGAGGAUCUGCAUUUAACAAUGACCUACCUUGAGAGCAUCUUUACAGCAUCUUACCAGAAGCAGGAUAAGACAAUUGGUGUCCAAACAACACAAUUGGAUAUCACUACAUUAGUAGCAUGGACACUACUGAUAACUAUUUGUCCAGCUUCAUUGAUGAAGAAAGUAUUUGAAAUCCAUUUGCCCAAACUUCCUUGUCUUCUUUCAUGUGGUGACGUGGAUAUGAGAAUUGCUGCUGGAGAGACAAUGGCACUUUUAUUUGAAUUGGCCAGGGAUAUCUAUGAUGACUUUGAAUUUGAAGAUAUGGAGCUUCUUCGUUGCAAGUUGAAAUGUCUGGCUACAGAUAGUAACAAGUAUCGAGCCAAAACAGACAGGAAGAAACAGCGGUCUGUAUUUAGAGAUGUCUUGAAGACUGUAGAGGAUGGGGACUUUGAUCCUGAAACUAUUACAUUUGGUCCAGAAUGCAUGUAUAUUGAUACAUGGGUGAAAAGACGUACAUAUGAAACCUUCAAAGAGCUACUUGCAUCUGGUAUAAGAUUCCAUCUACAGGCUAAUGAAUUUGUGCGCAGUGUCUUUGAAUUGGGACCUCCACUCUUGCUUGAUGCUGCUACUCUUAAAGCAACUAAGACUUCUCGAGUUGAACGGCACUUUUACAACUCUGCUAUUUGCAAAGCUAGAACGAAGGCCAGAAACAAAUUCCGUGACAAGAGAGCAGACAUUGGAGAAUAUAUAUAAAUUCCUGCCAAAUUCAAAAGGUGUUUAUCUGUGAGCAGUGUGUAACUAUUAUACUUGAUCUGUUUGUGUAGCAAAUGGAGAGAAUCAGUCUUUCCCGUCUCUUUUUAAGUAUUUAUCUGGUCUUAAUAAUUUUCCAAUUACUUCUAACUAUCCACCCAGAUCUGGGUUUAUUUAUUUUGUAAAUUUGCACAGCUUAAUGAUGCUACUUAAUUGUAUGUGAUUUUAAUUGAUGUAGUUAAAUAUCUGUAACUCAUUUACUGUUGGUACUGUAUAAUGCUACAAUUGCAUGUCCAAAUGUAAUAGCUAAUGUUUGUUCUAAUCAGUUUUUGCAAUAAAUUGGGGAAUUUGGCUCUGGAA
Hypanus sabinus (Atlantic stingray) is the source of this 1882-nucleotide messenger RNA. It is a transcript of the gene ifrd1, whose product is annotated as interferon-related developmental regulator 1. The transcript has 12 exons. The record is from RefSeq and is a predicted model, not a curated record. Lineage: Eukaryota; Metazoa; Chordata; Chondrichthyes; Myliobatiformes; Dasyatidae. Gene Ontology annotation, cellular component: nucleus. Bases 212 to 1525 code for a protein of 437 amino acids.